Molecule: messenger RNA, 807 nt
Organism: Closterium sp. Naga37s-1
Lineage: Eukaryota; Viridiplantae; Streptophyta; Zygnematophyceae; Desmidiales; Closteriaceae
Source: the annotation of a GenBank genome assembly
AUGAAAUGGACGCUUCGGAUCUUCCACAGCAUGGGGUGGACCGUGGACCCGCACCACUCCGACUACUCGCGCUUCAAGCUGCGCCUCAUGGCUCGCCGCAUCACCCACCCCUUCGCCCCUUUCGCCCACUGCCCCCCUUCCCCACCUCAGCUACGUAUCUUUCACAGCAUGAAGUGGGCGGUGGACCCGCACCACUCCGAGUACUCGCGCUUCAAGCUGCGCCUCAUGGCUCGCCGCAUCACCGGCUCACUGCACCAGGGCGUGCCGUUUGAGGCUGGCGACGGAGCUGCUAGUAACGGGGAUGCAAGUAGCGGGGACGUUCAGUUACGGGCUGGAAUGGGGCAAGAGGGGGAGGUAGGAACAGCAGGAGCAGGAGCAUCAGCAGCAGGGGCAGCAGCAGCAGCAGGGGCAGAAGGAGGAGCAGGGGGAGCAGGAGGAGCGGGAGAAGCAGGGGCAGCGGCGGCAGCAGGGGCAUCAAAGGAAGCAGCAAGGGCUCCAGAGGUGUAUCGCUGCCGAAAGUGCCGGCAGGUGGUGGCAGCUGCAGGCAAUGUGCUCCCUCAUGCCCCUAAACCACCUGCCAGCACCACUGACGCUGCUAGUGCUGCUGCUGGGGGUGGUGACGGUGCUGCUGCUGCUGGGACUGGUGGGGGAGGGGGAGGAGGGGUCAGAUUUCGUGGGAAGGGCAAGGAUUGGGGCUGUGGAGCAGAGCGAGGAUGCACGUCUGUGUUUGUGGAGCCACUCAAAUGGAUGGGCGACGGUGAGCAUGAAUGGAAAGCCGUGAGGCGGGUUAAAUACCGGUGGGUAUAG